Molecule: messenger RNA, 2347 nt
Organism: Mus musculus (house mouse)
Lineage: Eukaryota; Metazoa; Chordata; Mammalia; Rodentia; Muridae
Gene: Nfe2l2
Product: nuclear factor, erythroid derived 2, like 2
Exons: 5
Coding region: 109-1902 (597 amino acids)
Biological process (GO): regulation of transcription by RNA polymerase II; cellular homeostasis; negative regulation of ferroptosis
Cellular component (GO): nucleoplasm; RNA polymerase II transcription regulator complex; cytoplasm
Molecular function (GO): molecular condensate scaffold activity; transcription cis-regulatory region binding; DNA binding
Source: RefSeq, marked reviewed
AGGCUAUCUCCUAGUUCUCCGCUGCUCGGACUAGCCAUUGCCGCCGCCUCACCUCUGCUGCAAGUAGCCUCGCCGUCGGGGAGCCCUACCACAGCGUCCGCCCUCAGCAUGAUGGACUUGGAGUUGCCACCGCCAGGACUACAGUCCCAGCAGGACAUGGAUUUGAUUGACAUCCUUUGGAGGCAAGACAUAGAUCUUGGAGUAAGUCGAGAAGUGUUUGACUUUAGUCAGCGACAGAAGGACUAUGAGCUGGAAAAACAGAAAAAACUCGAAAAGGAAAGACAAGAGCAACUCCAGAAGGAACAGGAGAAGGCCUUUUUUGCUCAGUUUCAACUGGAUGAAGAAACAGGAGAAUUCCUCCCAAUUCAGCCGGCCCAGCACAUCCAGACAGACACCAGUGGAUCCGCCAGCUACUCCCAGGUUGCCCACAUUCCCAAACAAGAUGCCUUGUACUUUGAAGACUGUAUGCAGCUUUUGGCAGAGACAUUCCCAUUUGUAGAUGACCAUGAGUCGCUUGCCCUGGAUAUCCCCAGCCACGCUGAAAGUUCAGUCUUCACUGCCCCUCAUCAGGCCCAGUCCCUCAAUAGCUCUCUGGAGGCAGCCAUGACUGAUUUAAGCAGCAUAGAGCAGGACAUGGAGCAAGUUUGGCAGGAGCUAUUUUCCAUUCCCGAAUUACAGUGUCUUAAUACCGAAAACAAGCAGCUGGCUGAUACUACCGCUGUUCCCAGCCCAGAAGCCACACUGACAGAAAUGGACAGCAAUUACCAUUUUUACUCAUCGAUCUCCUCGCUGGAAAAAGAAGUGGGCAACUGUGGUCCACAUUUCCUUCAUGGUUUUGAGGAUUCUUUCAGCAGCAUCCUCUCCACUGAUGAUGCCAGCCAGCUGACCUCCUUAGACUCAAAUCCCACCUUAAACACAGAUUUUGGCGAUGAAUUUUAUUCUGCUUUCAUAGCAGAGCCCAGUGACGGUGGCAGCAUGCCUUCCUCCGCUGCCAUCAGUCAGUCACUCUCUGAACUCCUGGACGGGACUAUUGAAGGCUGUGACCUGUCACUGUGUAAAGCUUUCAACCCGAAGCACGCUGAAGGCACAAUGGAAUUCAAUGACUCUGACUCUGGCAUUUCACUGAACACGAGUCCCAGCCGAGCGUCCCCAGAGCACUCCGUGGAGUCUUCCAUUUACGGAGACCCACCGCCUGGGUUCAGUGACUCGGAAAUGGAGGAGCUAGAUAGUGCCCCUGGAAGUGUCAAACAGAACGGCCCUAAAGCACAGCCAGCACAUUCUCCUGGAGACACAGUACAGCCUCUGUCACCAGCUCAAGGGCACAGUGCUCCUAUGCGUGAAUCCCAAUGUGAAAAUACAACAAAAAAAGAAGUUCCCGUGAGUCCUGGUCAUCAAAAAGCCCCAUUCACAAAAGACAAACAUUCAAGCCGCUUAGAGGCUCAUCUCACACGAGAUGAGCUUAGGGCAAAAGCUCUCCAUAUUCCAUUCCCUGUCGAAAAAAUCAUUAACCUCCCUGUUGAUGACUUCAAUGAAAUGAUGUCCAAGGAGCAAUUCAAUGAAGCUCAGCUCGCAUUGAUCCGAGAUAUACGCAGGAGAGGUAAGAAUAAAGUCGCCGCCCAGAACUGUAGGAAAAGGAAGCUGGAGAACAUUGUCGAGCUGGAGCAAGACUUGGGCCACUUAAAAGACGAGAGAGAAAAACUACUCAGAGAAAAGGGAGAAAACGACAGAAACCUCCAUCUACUGAAAAGGCGGCUCAGCACCUUGUAUCUUGAAGUCUUCAGCAUGUUACGUGAUGAGGAUGGAAAGCCUUACUCUCCCAGUGAAUACUCUCUGCAGCAAACCAGAGAUGGCAAUGUGUUCCUUGUUCCCAAAAGCAAGAAGCCAGAUACAAAGAAAAACUAGGUUCGGGAGGAUGGAGCCUUUUCUGAGCUAGUGUUUGUUUUGUACUGCUAAAACUUCCUACUGUGAUGUGAAAUGCAGAAACACUUUAUAAGUAACUAUGCAGAAUUAUAGCCAAAGCUAGUAUAGCAAUAAUAUGAAACUUUACAAAGCAUUAAAGUCUCAAUGUUGAAUCAGUUUCAUUUUAACUCUCAAGUUAAUUUCUUAGGCACCAUUUGGGAGAGUUUCUGUUUAAGUGUAAAUACUACAGAACUUAUUUAUACUGUUCUCACUUGUUACAGUCAUAGACUUAUAUGACAUCUGGCUAAAAGCAAACUAUUGAAAACUAACCAGACCACUAUACUUUUUUAUAUACUGUAUGAACAGGAAAUGACAUUUUUAUAUUAAAUUGUUUAGCUCAUAAAAAUUAAAAGGAGCUAGCACUAAUAAAAGAAUAUCAUGACUUAAA